AUGAUCACCAGUCGUGGUGCUAAUACUAAUAACAACAACAGAGAAAUUAUUAAUAAUACAAAUGAAAAUACUUUGUGGCCACAAGCACACGAUAUGCAAGCGUCGUCAACCAACGCUAAUCCAGUGCUGCGUAAUAUAAACAAUGAUAUGACAAAGGGCAUUUCGCGUAAAGUGCAUCAAUGCAAGAUGCAAUUCACAUCGAACGAUCGAGGAGAAGCUAAAAUGGGCAGCGAUGACCUGCGCAUGUCGAAGAUCAUGCGGCGCCUGCACAAUGAAUCGAGCCCAGCAGCCGCUCUCGAACUUUGCAGCAAAUUGGAUAUGGCCGUACGAACUCCAAUCAAUGUUGGGUACUUGACUCGAUCUUUUGAUGUUAUUUUGGACGGGAUGCUGUCGCUGUUUAAGCAAUGCUCGCCCCUGGUGCUGGAUGAGUGCAGUAAAACUCUGGGACUGAUCGGCUAUGUUAAUCGCAUGUCAUAUCCCACCUACGAGGAUUUCAUUGUGAAGAACUUUAGAAUGCAUAAGCGCAUGCAGAAAUAUUUAAUUGUAGCUCUACAGACGACGCUCAGUUGCGACACCAAAUGCGAUCUGCACAUCUUUUCGGAGAAGAUAAUGGUCAUGCUGAAGGACUUCCUGGAGGGAGCCGAGAGCCCCGACAUCUUUAUGGGCAUAAGCACGUGCAUUGUGCAAUUCUCGCACAAUUAUCGCGAUGCUUUUGAGUGCCACUUCACCGAUGUGGUGGACAUCAUCAUUGGCUGGCAGCUGGAGAUUGGCCAGCCCAAGGAAGUGAAGACACAUUGCGCCUAUGUGCUGGAGCAGCUGACGCCGUAUUUUAGCAAACAAUUGGACUUUAGCUAUGGACUGUUAACUCAGUUCAUUGAGGAUAUAUCGGACAAGUCGGAGCGACCGGGCGAACGGAUUGGCGCCUUCGUUGGCGCCUUUAACACGCUGCUCAAAUGCCUGACCCGCAUGCACAUUACGUGCGAAUCGAUUGUUGCGCUAGCUCUGAUGCAUCUGACCAAAGUGCUGCCCGCCAUGCUGGAGAACCUGCAGGACGUUGGCGACGAUGCUCUGAUGAAUAUUAACGAGCUGUUCUGCAUUUGCUUGCUCAAUGGCUAUGCCCAUCCGGAUGCCACGACUCUCGAUAGGCUACUCCAUAUGCAGUUCGAGCAUAUAUCUCAGUUGCCACAGCCUCAACAGUUGAGUUGCCUGUACUUGUUGUUGUGCUCGGUGCGGAAGCUGCGCGCUCGCUUGCCCGCCAGCCUGGUCCAACUAAUCUUUCAGUCGGAGCCUGCAGCUGAUGCUGCCGCAAAUCAGACAUAUUUGGCAAGCAUAAGACUGCAGAACGACACGAAAGAACACAAGCUGCUGUUGCGCACCUGCCAGGAGACGUUGCUGAUUAAGAAUGUGCCCAUAUUACAGCAGGCGUACAAGCAGCUCGUGCAGGACGUUGACCAAUGCAUAGUACAACUCGCGCAGGCCGAAUCCGAUUGCAGCGAAGCGAACAUUUUGCUCAUCUUUCAUUUGGCCGCAUUGGCGGCAUUGGCCAAGCAAACGUCCUCAAUCAUUGGCAUGUAUGCCUGCAAGCCAUCCAUACUGGAGUUCCUGAUAACCAAUUGCCGUGCCGGUGAGCUUAGCAUGUGGUCGAAGUAUCCAACCACCCAUCAUGCCAUACUCGGCCUCCUUGUGGUGCACUGUCAGGCCAAUCACAAUUUUCGCAACAAUUCGAUGCUGCUGCGCGAUAGCGACAUCGACAAGAUGCACUCGGGCAACAGUCAAUCGCCGACGGCGCACAGUUUCGGGCACAUACUCAAGUUUUUGGCACACUGCUUGGAGCAGGGCGCACAGCUGGCGCCAGUUAAUCUGAAACAGCUGCUCCUCUGGACGAGAUCUUUACUGAUAGAGUGUAGCUCACUCUCCGCCACAUUGCUGCAGCAUGCGGACUUCAUUACCAUUUGCGAGAGCGUUGCCAACACAGCGGCCAAAUUUGCGCCGAUGGAGAGUGCUCUUUGCAUUCAGGCUGUGCUCGGCUAUGGCAGCUCGAAUCUGAGCCUUGAGCUGUUGCAAUUGUAUCGCGAGACGGCGCUGCAGCAGCUGCAAUCGCUCUUCACCAGCUGCCAUGAGGCGUACGCCCAGAUUUAUGCCCAGUUGCCGCUCAGUUUGACCAUCUCAAGACGCGUCACCUCUGGCAUUGGCAGCAGCCACAUUUGCGUCUGGCAGCAGCGUCUUAGCCAGUGCAGCGCCAUGCGCGAAAAUGUCUUUCGUGACUUUUUCGAACGUCUGCAGUCGCCUGAACGGCCGCCGUUUGGCGAGUGCUUGCGGAUGAUGUUUAUGCGCAGUUGCCAGGUGACGCAGCUGGAUGAACGGCAGGAGAAGUUGUCGCAGUGCACGCGCCGUUGCCAGCGCCUGGCCACCGCCUGGCUGCAGUUCGAGGCGGCGCGCUAUUGUGUCGACCAGAAGCUACGCACCACGCUGGGCAAGCCGCAGGACACGUUUCUGGCCUUCGAGGCCAUUGUGACGCGCUAUGCACGUCUUCUAAGCGGCUGUGCCAAGGACUGCGAACGACGAGCAUUCGACGAGCUGUCGCUCCAACAGCUGUCCAAUACGCGUGCCAAUUUAGGCAUGCUGCUUGGCUUCUUGGAUGCGCUGGAGAAGCUGAUCUACAAUGCGGCCGAGGGCAGCGCGUUUGCACUGCGCGCACCCGAGAAGCCGGUCAGCGCCUUCUUUCGACUCAACAAUCCCACAUGCCAGUCGUGGUUCAAUCGCAUACGCACCGGCGUAGUUAUCAUCGCGAUGCACAGCCAGCAGCCGGAGCUGGUCAUACGUUAUGCGCAGCAAAUCCUACUCACACAAAAGACGCAGGAUAGCACUUACAGCCAGGCGAUUGUCUAUUUGGCUUGGGCUUUCAUCAACUGCCAGGAAUCGGAUUCGUUGCGCGGCCUGUACGUGUGGGCGCGCUCGAAGAGCAAUAAAUGCUACAAGUGGCUGCAGCAUGCAGCAGAGCAGGCAGCCGGACGCAAAGAACUGGCUCUGGCCGGCUACAGACUCGUGCUGGCCGAGGAGCCGCAGUCGGAGUUGGAGACGCAUACGCGUCAAUUUGUGCAGGCGCAGCUGUUCGAAUGCCUGCACAGCACUGGGCAGUGGACGCAGAUUGUGGAGCUGAAAGCGCAGUUUAAGCGCGCCGGCGAGCAUAUCCAACUAAAUCCUUUCCUGCAGAAUAGCAUAACACAGCUCAGUGUGCUGGAGCAGCUGUUGGCCAAAAGCGAGGCCACAUCGGAUGAGCUAAACGCAGCGCUGCACAAGCUGAGCCUUUGGCCCAGCGGCACCGAGCCACAUGCCAGCUUCUCCGCCGGCUAUGUGCUAGAGAAACUGGAGAACAUUGUGCUGCAGCACUAUCAGUCCCGGGACGAGCACAAGCCCUUCGAGCUGAGCCGACCAGUGCAGCAGCUGCUGGACAUGAACUGGCGCGAAUGCCUGCUCAACUACAGCUGUGACCAGCAGCACUGGCAGCAACUCACGCUGCUCAAGUACAUAACCCAGAAACUUAACGGCAGCCAGCACCACGGGCAGCUCUUGCUGCUGCUGCCAAUCGACAACAAUGGCAAAGAGGAGCAGCAGCAGCAACAGCUUCACCACCAGCACCAUCAUCACCAGCACAAUAUUGGCAGCUUGAGCAGCUGCUUGUUCUUGCGCUGCGUGGCCUGGACGCAGCUGCUGCUCAAUCAGUGCAACGUCGGCAACCUGAGCAAUCUGUAUCUGGACACGGCAAUGGUGGCACGCGAGGAGGGCAAUCAGUCAACCUGCCAGGCCAUGCUGGAGCUGUUCUUUGGCCAGUCUCUGACGGAGGUUGCUGGCCAGCUGCUCACCAAGUCACUCGAUACGAACAAUGCGCAAUUGCUGCGUGGCUAUACCGAGCUGGCCAAAUGCCUGCAUCUCCAGCAACAGCAGCAACAGCAACAGCAGCAGCAGCAGCAGUUCCUGUGCAAUGAACUGACCGCCAUCAAUGUGUGCACAACACUUUGCUUGGCUAUACAAAAGCAACCGCUUCAGCCGGAACUGGCUACCAAUGUUGGAGCCGAGCUGUUGCUGACGCUCUCGGAUUGGAUAUCGGCGCGCAGCUGCAAUGGCCUGACUACCAACAUGUCUGCACACAUGCAACAGCUGCUGGAGCAACUGCCAGAGUGUCCAUUGACGCGCUGCACGGCACAGCCGACGACGCUGCCGCAUGGCGAACGAUUGGUGGCGCGCCUGAUCAACGCCAGCUUGCAGCAGCGACCGAACAACGAGGAGGCGCUUAUUGCUUACGGCAAUUGGUGCUAUCGUUGGGGCAAGAAGAUCGUCGACAGCGGCACCGUGCUCAGCCAGGUGGAUGUGUGCGCCAUUGGCGAGGCGCUCGGCGGCCAGCUGCCUUUGGAUGGCGAGACGCUGCAGGAGCUGUUGCAGGCGCUGCGCAUGGAGCCGCAGCCGGGCAACAAUUGCGAAGAGGAUGAGCUCCAAACAGAUGCACAGUGCGAGCUGCGACUGCGACGGCUUAGCGUCCUGGCCAAUAAGCCAGCCAGCGUGCUGGAGUCGAUUGUGCGCAUCUGGCGUCGGGCCAUCGCCAACACCUUUGACUACUACAAGGAAGCGGCACGCUGCUACUUCCAUUAUCUCAGCUUGAAGGCGGGCUCCGGCCAGGACAGCGUGGUGCAGCCGCUGCAGCCACGCUUCCAUGUCGACGAUAGCAAUAUGGUGACGACAACGCUGCGUUUGCUGCGUUUAAUUGUGAAGCACGCGACCGGAUUGCAGGAUGUGCUUGAGCAGGGCCUGAAGACGACGCCCAUCGGGCCAUGGAAGGUCAUUAUACCGCAGCUCUUCAGUCGGCUCAAUCAUCAUGAGCCGUAUGUGAGGAAGAGCGUUUGUGCGCUGCUCUGCCGCCUGGCGGAGAGUCGGCCACAGCUGGUCACCUUUCCCGCUGUUGUCGGCGCCAAUCGUGAGCUGCAGGCCACGCCCAUCAACAAUAGCAGCCCGAGCAAGGGAACGGGCAGCAAGAGCUAUGCCAUACUGCUCAGUGCCCUGACCAAGCAAUCGCCCGAGGUGGUGCAGCACGUCCAGCUGCUGGUCAAGGAGCUGCGACGCGUCUGCCUGCUCUGGGAUGAAUACUGGAUACACUCGCUGGCCCACAUCUACAACAGCUACGUGGGCCGCAUCAAUGGCCUGGCCAGCGAAUUCAAGCCAGACGAUCAUGAGGGCAAACAGAAUCGCUUCAAUAGCUGGCGGCCACAGUUGCUCAACGACAUGGAGGCGCUGUUGGCGUUCACUGAACGCGAGGCGGAGACCAGCUAUGAGCGCAGCUUUAAGCGGCGUUUCGAUGCGCCUAUUGCCAGCACAUUGGAGGCGCUGCGCAAUCGACCGUAUCCGGAGGCAUGGGACAAGCUGAAGCAACUCUAUCAUGUGCUCCAAUCAAAUAUGCUGCGUGGCACAAGCAACACCCUCAAAAUGCAGACGAUCAGUCCAGUGCUGUGCGAGAUUGGACGCAUGCGCAUAUCGAUGCCCGGCCUGGACGCGCACGACGAGCUGCAGCCGGUGCACAUUGAGAGCGUGGAGAGUGCCGUCUGCAUUCUGCCCACCAAGACGAAGCCCAAGAAGGUUGCCUUCUAUGGCAGCAAUGGGCAGAAGUAUACGUUCCUCUUCAAGGGCCUGGAGGAUCUGCAUCUGGAUGAGCGCAUUAUGCAGUUUCUGUCCAUAUCGAAUGCGAUCAUGGCCAGCAAGAAUGAUACGCCGCACAGCUGCUAUCGCGCCCAUCACUACUCGGUGAUACCGCUGGGCCCCCAAUCGGGCCUGAUCAGCUGGGUGGAUGGGGUGACGCCGCUGUUUGCCCUAUACAAGAAAUGGCAGCAGCGACAGCCGCAGCCGGCAACAGCUGCCACAUCGCGCCGCCUCACCGAUCUGUACUACAACAAGCUAUCGCCGUUGCUGGCCAAGCACAAUAUGCUCGUCACGGAUCCGCGUCGCCAGUGGCCAUUGUCCGCGCUGCGACAGGUGCUCAGCGAACUGCAGCAGGAGACGCCAUCGGAUCUGCUGGCCCGCGAGCUGUGGUGCCAUGCGGGCAGCGCCGCCGAGUGGCGCCAAUCGGUGCGUCGCUAUACCAGCUGCAUGGCCGUCAUGUCAGUGAUUGGCUACGUGAUUGGCCUGGGCGAUCGCCAUUUGGACAAUGUGUUAAUCAACCUGAGCAGCGGCGAUAUCGUCCACAUCGAUUACAAUGUCUGCUUUGAGAAAGGUCGCACGCUGCGCAUACCCGAGCGUGUGCCCUUCCGCCUAACCCAGAAUAUGGUACACGCCUUGGGCAUUACUGGCAUCGAGGGCGCCUACCGUCUGGGCUGCGAGUAUGUGUUGAAGGUGAUGCGUAAGGAGCGCGAAACUCUGCUCACCCUGCUCGAGGCGUUCGUCUACGAUCCGUUGGUCGAUUGGACAGUUAAUGACGAUGCAACGGCAAUGCGACGCGCCAUCAAUGCAAAACCAUCCGGCUGUGCCGCCGCCUCCAAUGAGCUCAAGUUCCACAAGAAGGACAAGGGCAAGAACAAGCUCUACGACUGGGAGGCCAAGCGACGACACUAUGUGGGCAAGCUGAAGCAGUGCCAGAAGUUUUGGGCCAAGUACAAGCUGGACAUGUUGCCUCAGCUAGCGGACAUGAUGCGAGAGAUUGAAAAACUGCAGCAGACGCAGACGCAGCGUCUGGCCUCGGAGCAGGAGCUGCUGAAGCUGAACCAGCGCAGCGCCCUGAUAGCCGAAAUCAAUUCCUUGGGCACGGCCAUUGAGAGUCACAGCUUCAAUUCGGCCUCGCCGCGCUAUGCCACCAAGCUGUAUCACAUGGAAGCGCUGGCUCGCCAAGCCAAUCUGCGCCAGCCAGACUAUGAGCUGGUGAAGGCUCUGCUGGUUAGCUACAACCAGUGCCUGGAGCAGCAAUUUCUGGGCGGCUUCAAUGUGCGCCUGAUUCACUUUAAGCUGGAGGGCAGCAGCUCGCACAAUGAGUACUUGGCCUUGGUGGAGCUGGUGCAGUGCCAUUUGCCGCCGCAGACGCUGGAGACGUAUGAGAGCACGCGCAGCCAGCUGGACGAGCUGUUCGAACGGCUCAACGAUCUGGGCCUGCAGUGUGUGGAGCACAUGCAGCAGUAUGCGGCCAUCAUGGCCUACUAUCCGGAGCAUUGCAAGCGCAACAACAUCUUCGUGCGCUUCCACGACAGCUAUGCAAACUACUUGACGAAAGCUGAGAACAGCAGCAGCAGCAGCAACAACAUCAGCCACCGAAGCAGAAACAGCUCCACGGCAGAGCCCGAUUCGGCCGAAAAGCUGAGCACCGCCCGGACUCUGGAAGCAGUACGCAUGGAUCUCAGCUGUCAGCUGCAUCAGCUGACGCAGCACUUUGCCAACGAACAGGCCCUGGCCCAGUCGCAGACGCCCUCGCACGCCCUGCUAUUGGCUAUACAGCGCAGCGGCUGUAGCCAGUCGCAGCUGAAUGCGAUGCUCCUGCACACCCUGAACAAGGCCAAUGCUGCGUUCGGCGACUACGAGCAGUCGGCCGUCGAUGAGCAAGACAUAAAACUGCUCCGACAUCAAGUGCAGCACAUUCAGCUGGUGCGAACGAUGUGCCAGAGCGUCACAGAGCCCGUCGACCAGGUCAAUGAUCAGCUAAGCCAGCUGCACGACACGCUGUCCACUCUCGUGCAGCUGCAGCACAGCUUCGAGCAUGACCUGGUCGCCAACUUGUUCCGCCUGUUGCUAUUGCCAGCCAAUCAGCAUCAUUUCGAGGCACUGCUGCAGCUAAAUAGCAAGACUUUGGCCGAACGCUACCAUCGAGCAAUGCCCUUGCAGCAGCAGCAGCAGCAGCAGCAGCAAUCCGAGCAGCUGGAGCAAUUGAAAAACCAGCUGGAGCCGAAACUAGACUCACUGCAGCAAUUGGCCAUUCCGCGAGCUUUGGAAAUUCAGUUCAUGCAGUGCCUGCAGCCCGGCUACGAGCUCUUUCAGCAGCUCGUCAAGGACUUGGAGCGGGUCGGGCGCAAUAUUAAACUGAUAAUUGACGAUGUCGAGGAUGCUUCAACAGAGCAGUUCAUGGAGCUGGGCAUAGUUAAGAACGCUGGCAACCCGUUGCCCGAGAAGUGCUACUUCGAUCUGGUGCUGCAGACGAUGGAUGCCAGCAGAAGCUGCGAUCAGCGACUGAUGUGUGUGCCCAUACAGAGCUUUGUGCAGCACCUGGAGCUGACGCAUAUUGUGGGCGCGGUGCCAUUGCUGUGUCAUGCCCACUACGCGAAUUGCUGCACACGCGGCCAGGAGAUGGCAGCCGGCGGCGGCGAUUGUGCGGAGGAUGUGCUGCAACUGUGCGAAGGCUUCUUUGCCGCGCUGCAAUUGGAAGCGACACUGCAGCAGCAGCAGUGCGAAAUCGCGCAUCUCAAUCAGCUGGUCGAAAUGCACACGCUGAUCGCAACGGCGCACUACUGGGCAUACGCAGAUGCCCUGGACAGCGAUCUGAACUGUGGCCACAUCAUUAGCCGGCAGAAGUUGUCCGAGGCAAUCAGCCAGAAUUUGCAGACGCUGGCGGACAGCUCGCUGGCUAUGGAGCGACUGAAGUGCCGCUUGGCCUCACAGCUUGACCACCUACAGAGCCAGCGCAGCAACUGGAAUCGCAAUCACAUCGACAGCCUGCUGCGCAACGAGCAGCUCCAGCACAAGCUGACCACCGAACAGCUGGACGUGAUCAAUGAGCUCAAGACAUGUGCGAGUGCGCUCUGCAACAUCGAGCAGGCGGAAGGAAUUGGCGGACAGCAGGCGAAGCUGCUGCUGGACAACAUGGACCAGUGGCUGCAAGCCUAUCAGCAGUGGGAGGUGAGUAACGCGCGCAUCAGCGCCGUGGAGCAGGCAAUUGUCCAGCUGCUGGAUCCCGAGGGCGCCAUCGAUAAGUGCUGGGUAAAGAACGUACAGGGGCUGCUUGAGGAUUACACGUGUAAGGUGCAGCGAGAGCUGUCGAUACUUGAGUCGGACCAGCAGACCAGGCACAGAGUCAUCUACACGAUGCUCAAGGAUAUGCAGCGCCACCAGGAACAGAUGCCGCGCAUUUACACGCGCAGCCUGUGCAACGACUCGGAGGAACAAGGCAAAUUGAUACCGCUGGAUGUGCAGCUGCUUUGCGGUCAUGUGCGCGAUGCACAGCGCACGCUUCUGAACUUCUUUCAGCGUGUGGUGGAACUGCGCAAGGAUCUGACCGGCGAACGACAUGUGCUGCAGCACGAUACACUCAACAGUUGGCAGCAACAGCUGCAGCAAAUCGAACAAAUGGCCAAGCACGAUGUGGAUGAGUUCUUUAGGGGCAUCGAAGACUUUCUGCAGCAUGCAGCCGAAAGUGAUUCGAUGCCAUAUGAAACGUUUACGCAUAAUAAGAUUGCACCCAAUCUCCACGAGCAGAAGCGUAAUGCAUACGGCGUGUCUGUAUGGAAGAAGAUACGCAUGAAAUUGGAGGGACGCGAUCCAGAUAGCAAUCAGCGCGCCACCGUUGCUGAACAGGUCGACUAUGUGUUACGUGAGGCCACCAAUCCGGACAAUCUGGCCGUACUAUACGAGGGCUGGACGCCAUGGGUCUAAGUCGACGCACGUGGCCACAAAUUGCCAGCAAAUGGCAAACGGGCAUAUAAAUCGCAAAUAACGAAUUAUGGAACGGGGGCCGACUGCAGUGACGGGAUGUUCGGAAGUGGAAUG
This is a messenger RNA of Drosophila hydei, 9723 nucleotides long. RefSeq names its product serine/threonine-protein kinase Smg1 (gene nonC). Gene Ontology annotation, cellular component: TORC2 complex; nucleus; TORC1 complex. The transcript is spliced from 10 exons. The record is from RefSeq and is a predicted model, not a curated record. Gene Ontology annotation, molecular function: protein serine/threonine kinase activity; protein binding. Gene Ontology annotation, biological process: TOR signaling; phosphorylation; negative regulation of macroautophagy. The coding region runs from base 1 to 9609 and encodes 3202 amino acids. Lineage: Eukaryota; Metazoa; Arthropoda; Insecta; Diptera; Drosophilidae.